Phodopus roborovskii (desert hamster) is the source of this 1933-nucleotide messenger RNA. Its product is annotated as cytochrome P450 4A10. Gene Ontology annotation, cellular component: intracellular membrane-bounded organelle. Gene Ontology annotation, biological process: kidney development; lauric acid metabolic process; arachidonate metabolic process. Bases 16 to 1545 code for a protein of 509 amino acids. NCBI's taxonomy places the organism in Eukaryota, Metazoa, Chordata, Mammalia, Rodentia, Cricetidae. Gene Ontology annotation, molecular function: arachidonate monooxygenase activity; iron ion binding; alkane 1-monooxygenase activity. The transcript is spliced from 13 exons. The record is from RefSeq and is a predicted model, not a curated record.
ACGAGUGCCUGCAUCAUGAGUAUCUCUGCUCUGAGCCCCAGAUUUGCUGGCAGCAUCUCUGGCUUCCUACAAGUGGCCUCUGUGCUUGGCUUGCUUCUGCUGCUGCUCAAAGUGGUCCAGCUCUACCUGCACAGGCAAUGGCUACUCAAGGCUUUCCAGCAGUUCCCAUCCCCACCCUUUCACUGGUUCUUUGGACACAAGCAGCAGUUCCAAAGUGCCCAGGAGAUAGAGCAGAUUAUGAAGUGUGUAGAGAACUUCCCAAGUGCCUUUCCUCGCUGGUUCUGGGGGAGCAAAGCUUACUUUACUGUCUAUGACCCUGACUACAUGAAGGUGAUUCUGGGACGAUCGGAUCCAAAAGCUAAUGGUGCCUAUAGAUUGCUGGCUCCUUGGAUUGGCUAUGGUUUGCUCUUGCUGAAUGGACAGCCAUGGUUCCAGCACCGGAGGAUGCUAACCCCAGCCUUCCACUAUGACAUUCUGAAGCCCUAUGUAAAAACCAUGGCCGACUCUGUCCAUCUGAUGCUGGACAAAUGGGAAAAGCUGACUAGUCAGGACUCCUCUAUAGAGAUCUUUCAGCACAUCUCCCUGAUGACCCUAGACACUGUCAUGAAAUGUGCCUUCAACCACAAGGGUAGCGUCCAGGUGGAUGGAAAUUACAACACCUACAUCCAGGCCAUUGGAGACCUGAACAACCUAUUCUAUUCCCGUGUGAGGAACAUCUUUCAUCAGAAUGACACCAUGUACAAUCUGUCUUCCAAUGGCCGCAUGGCCAACCGUGCCUGUCAACUCGCCCAUGAUCACACAGAUGGAGUGAUCAAGCUGAGAAAGGAUCAGCUGCAGAACGAAGGAGAGCUGGAGAAGGUCAAGAAGAAGAGACGUUUGGAUUUUCUGGACAUCCUCUUGUUUGCCAGGAUGGAGAAUGGGGAUAGCUUGUCUGACAAGGACAUACGUGCUGAGGUGGACACAUUCAUGUUCGAGGGCCAUGACACCACAGCCAGUGGAGUCUCCUGGAUCUUCUAUGCUCUGGCCACUCACCCUGAACACCAGAAGAGAUGCAGGGAGGAAGUUCAGAGCCUCCUGGGAGAUGGGUCCUCCAUUACCUGGGAUCACCUGGACCAAAUGCCCUAUACCACCAUGUGCAUCAAGGAGGCCCUGAGGCUAUACCCACCUGUCCCAGGCAUUGUCAGAGAGCUCAGCACACCUGUCACCUUCCCUGAUGGGCGCUCGCUACCCAAAGGUAUCUCAGUCACACUCUCCAUUUAUGCACUCCACCACAACCCGAAGGUGUGGCCAAACCCAGAGGAGUUUGACCCUUCCAGGUUUGCAGCAGAUUCUCCCCGACACAGCCACUCAUUCCUGCCCUUCUCUGGUGGAGCAAGAAACUGCAUUGGGAAACAGUUUGCUAUGAAUGAGCUGAAGGUGGUAGUGGCCUUGACCCUGCUCCGCUUUGAGCUCCUGCCUGAUCCCACCAGGGUCCCCAUCCCCAUUCUACGACUUGUGUUGAAAUCCAAGAAUGGGAUCCACCUGCAUCUCAAGAAGAUCCACUGAUUCAGCUCUGGAUCUCAGAAGUUUGAAAUGGGAUCCAAUGGCAGAAAACCAAGUUGUUGGUGUAGCAAACCUUCAUCUGCAGAGUUCACUGGAGAGUCCUCAUCCUCCCCUUUUCAGUAUAAACCACUAAAAAAAACCAAUAUAAUUCUCCCACAUCAAUAGCUCUUACUCAAUCCAAUCUACUAUGCCAUUUUUCAUUAUGAGGAAACAGUCAUGGGUUCCAAGAUUUAGGGCUUGAACAUCAUUGUGAAGCCUGGCAUUGCCUUUUUACAUGACUGUCACCUGAUCUGUUUGUCUACAUCUCUCCUGCACAGUCUCUCUUUACCUGACUGUCCUUCACACAAAUUUCUCCAUCUUCCCUGCUCUUAACAAUAAAAUUGCAAGUGUU